AUGACUCCUCUUUUGAUGACUUCCGAAGAAGAGGAAAUUCACAUAGGGACUCCUUUGAUCAAGGAUGAGGAGCUGACAGAUCUUGGUGAGAUGACUACAAGCGCGAAGGUGAAGACCUCUAUUAUCAUCUUUAUCUCCAAUGUGCUAAGCCUCUUCUUUCUUUCCGUGUUAACGCAGCUGGCUCUUCUUUACUACUUUUAUCGAAUCCACAUUAAACGAGAGCACAGGUAUACUGCUUCAGACAAGGAUGCUUAUCCCAUAAAAAAACCCAAGAUCUCCUUGGAUCUUCGAUACUAUGCUCAACUUCUAGGCUGCGAAUUAUACGAGUACAAGUUAGUCACAGAAGAUGGGUUUGUUAUAGUUCUGAAUCGGCUUGUGGAUCGUAAAAUUCUUAGGGCCGAUCACAAUUGCAAGCCUAUUCUUAUGAUUCACGGUUUACUACAGUCUUCUGGAGCUUUUCUCUCCGGGGGCUAUAAGAGUUUGGCGUAUUUGUUAGUCCAGAACGGAUACGACGUUUGGCUCGGUAAUAAUAGAUGCGGAUUUGACCCUCAGCAUACUCGUUAUAGCAUCAAUGAUCCUAGAAUGUGGGACUGGGACCUUACAGAGAUGUGUAAGUAUGAUCUUACCUGCAUGAUCGAUCAAGUGUUGAAGAUCACCAAAUACAGUGGUAAGAUAUCACUUCUAGGACAUUCCCAGGGUACGACGGAGAUUACCAUGCUCUUAAGUAGCCAGCUCAGUCUUGGAUAUGAGGAAAAAAUCGACAAGUGUGUGCUUUUGGCACCUGCCGUAUAUGGGGGGCAUCUCGUAAACAGGAAACUGUUUAUUAAAUUCAUGAGAUUUCUUCCGAACAGUCUAUUUGACUUGUUCUUCGGCAUCCAUGCCUUUAUUCCAAUCAUGAUGUUUAUGAGAAAUCAUAUGUAUCGAAGUCCUAUGUAUGGAUUAAGCUCGUACGCUAUGUUUAGUUAUUUGUUCACCAGUGAUGACUAUCGUUGGGAUCGCUCGCUACGUGAUAUCCAUUUUUUGUUUGCUCCUAGUUAUCAGUCAUCCAAGUUAAUGAAGUGGUGGUUGAAGGGAAAGGGGUUUAGAGAGGGAAAAGCUAUAUUAGACGAGGAUGUCCCCUGGUUUAACGCGUCCACCCCUGAGCUUUUACUUGUUAUUGGUGAACAGGAUAGGUUGGUCGAUGGAAACUUAUUCUACGAGCAUUUAAAAGCAAAGGAAGUUUCCAUGCAGGGGAAGUUCAGUCGUCUAUCCAUACCCGAGUACAAUCAUCUUGAUGUUAUGUGGGCAGAUGCCGUUCAAGAGACUGUCGGUAGAGAGAUGUUGCAUUUUUUAGGUACACAAUAG
Molecule: messenger RNA, 1344 nt
Organism: Brettanomyces nanus
Lineage: Eukaryota; Fungi; Ascomycota; Pichiomycetes; Pichiales; Pichiaceae
Exons: 1
Coding region: 1-1344 (447 amino acids)
Biological process (GO): lipid metabolic process
Source: RefSeq, a predicted model, not a curated record